This is a messenger RNA of Parastagonospora nodorum SN15, 906 nucleotides long. RefSeq lists its product as hypothetical. Gene Ontology annotation, biological process: ribosome biogenesis. The transcript is spliced from 2 exons. The coding region runs from base 1 to 906 and encodes 301 amino acids. NCBI's taxonomy places the organism in Eukaryota, Fungi, Ascomycota, Dothideomycetes, Pleosporales, Phaeosphaeriaceae. The record is from RefSeq and is a predicted model, not a curated record.
AUGCCAGUCGGAAUUAACCAGCCGUCGAAUCAAAUUCGCCUUACAAAUGUGUCGCUCGUGCGCAUGAAGAAAGGCAAGAAGCGCUUCGAAAUCGCCUGCUACAAGAACAAAGUCCUCGAGUACCGCAACCGUAUCGAGACCGACCUGUCCAACGUCCUGCAAAUCGAGAAUGUCUUCCUCAACGUCUCAAAAGGCCAAGCCGCACCAAAAGCCGACCUCGAAAAAGCGUUCCCCAAGAAGCCACUCGAGGCCAUUAUAAUCGACAUCCUGGAGAAUGGCGAACUACAAGUAGGAGAAAAAGAGCGGAACGCGGAACUAGAGCGCACGAAGAAUGAAGUCAUCGACAUCGUGGCAGGCAAGCUGGUCGACCCCAAGACCAAGAGGGUAUACACAAGCGGCAUGAUUGAGAAGGCCCUGGACGGUCUAAGCAGCCAGGCAGCAUCUGCGCAGGGAGACAAGGACAAGAAAGACGCCGAGAGCAAAGAAGACGCCGAGGACAAGGGCAAGGCGAAGGAACUGCCAAAGUGGACCGGCAUCGUCACCACAAAGUCGGCAAAGUCACAAGCGCUGUUCGCUAUGAAGGCGCUCAUCGCACACCAGCCGAUACCGGUCGCGCGCAUGCAGAUGAAGCUGCGCAUUACUUGUCCGACAUCCGUGCUCAAGCAGGCCGCUAAGACGGCGCCAAAAGCCCCGGCAGGAGAAGAGAAGGCGUCAGGCACAGUCAAGGACGCGAUACUGGGUCUGAUGGAGAAGGUGGAGAGCCAAGAUGUCGUUGGAGCUGAAUGGGAGGCUGUCGGUCUCGUAGAGCCCGGAGCAUUCAAGGGUCUAAAUGAGUUGAUCGAAGGUCAGACCAAAGGCAGGGGCAACGUGGAAGUGCUGGAAAUGGCUGUUGGUGCAGAUGACUGA